AUGGCGUUUCGGAGACCGAGUUCAAGCACACCUUCAACGAGGAGCAGAAAGCAUACAAUAACGCGCUGGCUCGUCCUGAACAUGGAAGGCCCCGACAAGCCGACGCUGACGUACAUCGUCACAUCUAAGCGCCACCACACCCGCUUCUUCCCGGCCCCAGGCGCGAAGGAUUUGCUGCGCAGCGGCAACUUCCGCCCCGGCCUUUUGAUCGAGGACGACGUUGUCAGGAACCUCGCGGCCCACCCACUACACGUGCUGCACGACGACUGGAACCCGUCUUCCGGCUUUUGGCAGAACAUCACGUUCGCCCUGUGCCACCUGUACUGCCGGACUAACAAGUCGGUCUCGUUGCCUGCUCCGGUAUACUACGCGCAUUUGGCUGCCAAGCGGGCCGCCGACUGGGUUGCUGGUUAUGAACACAACUACUUUGCCGAGGACAAGGCGAAGGAACGGGGCGGCCAGGGCGAAGACGACACGUACACCUGGCUGAAGGAGAAGAACUCGACGCCCAAGGUCAAGGGAAUGGUUUUCUGC
Messenger RNA from Mesorhabditis spiculigera, 534 nucleotides. NCBI's taxonomy places the organism in Eukaryota, Metazoa, Nematoda, Chromadorea, Rhabditida, Rhabditidae. The record is from the annotation of a GenBank genome assembly.